Messenger RNA from Acanthosepion pharaonis, 489 nucleotides. The record is from the annotation of a GenBank genome assembly. Lineage: Eukaryota; Metazoa; Mollusca; Cephalopoda; Sepiida; Sepiidae.
AUGAGUAUCUAUCUAUCUAUCUAUCUAUCUAUCUAUCUUGAUUUUUUUGUGCACGAGAAAAUAAAGUCUGUACUGUCCAUUGUCCUGUUCAUAUCUAUCUAUCUAUCUAUCUAUCUAUCUAUCUAUCUAUCUAUCUAUCUAUCUAUCUAUCAAUUUGUUCAUAUCUAUCUGUUCAUAUCUGUCUCAGUCUGUUCAUCUCUCUCUCUCUCUCUCUCUCUCUCUCUCUAUCUAUCUAUCAAUUUGUUCAUAUCUAUCUCUCUGUUCAUUUCUAUCUAUCUGUCUCAGUCAUUUCAUAUGUCUCUCUCUCUCUCUCUCUCUCUCUCUCUAUCUAUCUAUCUAUCUGUUCAUAUUUAUCAAGCUAUCUCCCUGUCUCAGUCUGUUCAUAUUUAUCUCUCUGUCUCCAUCUAUCUAUCUAUCUAUCUAUCUAUCUAUCUAUCUAUCUAUCUAUCUAUCUAUCUGUUUGUUUCUCUCUCUAUCACAUUUUUUUAG